GAGCCGCAGGACUUGGAGCCGCAGCCCGCGAGGAGUGCGCUGGCUGCCGUCGGGGGCCCUCCGCGCGCGCCUCCAGCCGACCUGCCUCUGCCCGGCGACGACCGGGGCGGGUGGGCGCGCUGCGCCUCCCGCGUCAGCCCCGCGCCUUCAGACUCCAGCCCCGGAGAGCCGUUCGCCCGGGGCCCUACUUCCCCUCCCGGCACCCCGCGGCCUCUGGAUGGCGCGGCCGCCGGCCCGGCCUCCGACACCGAGAGCUUCAGCCUGAGCCCCAGCGCCGAAAGCGUGUCCGACCGGUUAGACCCCUACAGCAGCGGCGGCGGCGGCGGCUCCUCGUCGUCGGAUGAGUUGGAGGCCGACCCGGCCCCGGCGGGGGCCCCGAGCCAGCUCCGUCGCCUAGGCCGCCCCUCCCCGGGCUCCCCACCUGGGCCACAGCAGAAAGCCCCGAGAGGUGUCGACGGCCCGGGUGGGGUCGCUCGGGAUGGGCCUUGGGGAGAGAAGGCUGCGGUAACCGCGGCCCUGGGUGGCCCCAUGUCCAUCCCCGGGAGGAGCGGGGUGGCUGCGGAGAAAGCGCCUCCACCGCCCCCGCCGCCCACCCUGUACGUGCAGCUCCACGGAGAGACCACCCGGCGCCUGGAGGCGGAUGAGAAGCCGUUGCAGAUCCAAAAUGACUACCUCUUCCAACUGGGAUUUGGGGAGCUGUGGAGGGUGCAGGAGGAAGGCAUGGACUCGGAGAUUGGCUGCCUCAUACGCUUUUAUGCAGGGAAACCUCACAGCAUUGGUAGCUCUGAACGGAUUCAGCUCUCAGGAAUGUAUAAUGUCCGUAAAGGCAAAAUGCAGUUGCCAGUGAACCGAUGGACAAGACGUCAGGUCAUUCUGUGUGGAACCUGCCUAAUAGUGUCAUCAGUAAAAGACAGCUUGACCGGAAAGAUGCAUGUUCUUCCACUAAUUGGUGGAAAGGUAGAAGAAGUGAAAAAGCACCAGCAUUGUUUAGCAUUUAGCUCCUCUGGACCCCAAAGCCAGACUUACUACAUUUGCUUCGAUACCUUCACAGAAUACUUAAGGUGGCUGCGACAAGUCUCCAAGGUUGCAUCACAGCGCAUUAGCUCAGUGGACCUCUCAUGUUGUAGCCUGGAACAUCUGCCUGCCAACCUCUUCUACAGCCAAGACCUCACUCAUCUCAAUUUAAAACAAAACUUCCUAAGGCAAAACCCUAGCCUGCCUGCUGCCAGGGGGCUCAAUGAAUUGCAAAGGUUCACCAAGUUGAAGAGUCUUAACCUUUCCAAUAAUCAUUUAGGGGACUUCCCAUUGGCAGUCUGCAGUAUUCCAACCCUGGCAGAGUUGAAUGUGUCCUGCAAUGCCCUCCGAGCAGUCCCAGCAGCUGUUGGAGCUAUGCACAACUUACAGACAUUUCUGUUGGAUGGAAACUUUCUUCAGUCCCUUCCUGCUGAGUUGGAGAACAUGCAUCAGCUUAGUUAUCUUGGUCUUUCUUUUAAUGAAUUUACUGACAUUCCAGAGGUGUUGGAGAAAUUGACGGCUGUGGAUAAACUUUGUAUGUCUGGGAACUGCAUGGAGACCCUUAGGUUACAGGCUUUAAGAAAAAUGCCUCACAUCAAACAUGUAGAUCUAAGAUUAAACACAAUUAGGAAGCUAAUAGCAGAUGAAGUGGACUUCCUGCAGCAUGUCACUCAGCUUGACCUAAGAGACAAUAAACUUGGUGAUCUAGAUGCUAUGAUUUUCAACAAUAUUGAAGUUUUACACUGUGAAAGGAAUCAACUGGUUACAUUGAACAUCUGUGGCUAUUUCUUAAAGGCACUGUAUGCCUCUUCUAAUGAACUUGUUCAACUUGAUGUUUACCCAGUUCCAAAUUAUCUGUCCUACAUGGAUGUUUCAAGGAACCGCUUAGAAAAUGUGCCAGAGUGGGUAUGUGAAAGCCGAAAACUAGAAGUUUUGGAUAUUAGCCAUAAUGAAAUAUGCGAACUUCCUGCCCGCUUAUUUUGUAAUAGCAGUCUCCGGAAGCUAUUGGCAGGACACAACCAGUUGGCCAGACUACCUGAGAGGCUAGAAAGAACGUCGGUGGAAGUCUUAGACGUGCAACACAACCAGAUCCUUGAGCUACCGCCGAACCUUCUGAUGAAGGCUGACAGCCUGAGAUUCCUGAAUGCAUCUGCAAACAAACUGGAAACCCUUCCGCCAGCUACACUCUGUGAAGAGACAAACAGUAUCUUACAAGAGUUGUAUUUAACAAAUAACAGCCUCACGGACAAAUGUGUGCCCUUACUAACUGGACACCCCCAUCUGAAGAUUCUUCACAUGGCCUAUAACCGACUUCAGAGUUUUCCAGCAAGUAAAAUGGCGAAACUGGAGGAACUUGAAGAAAUUGACAUAAGUGGGAAUAAACUGAAAGCCAUCCCAACAACUAUCAUGAAUUGCAGGCGCAUGCACACUGUAAUUGCUCACUCCAAUUGCAUCGAAGUCUUUCCUGAAGUUAUGCAGCUCCCAGAAAUCAAGUGUGUGGACCUGAGCUGUAAUGAGCUAAGUGAAGUCACCUUACCAGAAAACCUGCCUCCUAAACUGCAAGAACUAGACCUGACUGGAAACCCUCGCCUUGUCCUUGAUCACAAAACCCUGGAGCUCCUGAAUAAUAUCCGCUGUUUCAAGAUUGACCAGCCUUCAGCAGGAGACACAUCUGGAGCACCGGCUGUUUGGAGCCAUGGUUACACUGAAGCUUCGGGGGUGAAAAACAAGUUGUGUGUUGCAGCCCUGUCAGUGAAUAACUUCUGUGACAACCGGGAAGCCCUGUAUGGUGUGUUCGAUGGGGACCGCAACGUGGAGGUGCCCUACCUGCUCCAGUGCACCAUGAGUGACAUUCUGGCUGAAGAGCUGCAAAAAACAAAGAAUGAAGAGGAAUACAUGGUCAAUACGUUCAUUGUGAUGCAAAGGAAACUUGGAACUGCUGGGCAGAAGCUUGGAGGAGCAGCUGUCCUUUGUCACAUCAAGCACGACCCUGUGGACCCAGGAGGCUCCUUCACCUUGACCUCCGCUAAUGUGGGCAAGUGCCAAUCAGUUCUCUGUCGAAAUGGAAAGCCACUGCCUCUGUCCAGAUCUUAUGUCAUGAGCUGUGAAGAAGAACUGAAGAGAAUUAAACAGCACAAGGCCAUUAUCACCGAGGAUGGCAAAGUGAAUGGAGUGACUGAGUCCACGCGCAUCCUGGGCUAUACUUUCCUGCACCCUAGUGUGGUGCCUCGCCCCCACGUGCAGUCCGUGCUCCUGACCCCCCGGGACGAGUUCUUCAUCCUGGGAAGUAAGGGGCUGUGGGACAGCCUGUCCAUUGAGGAGGCCGUGGAGGCGGUGCGUAACGUGCCUGACGCACUGGCUGCCGCCAAGAAGCUGUGCACGCUGGCCCAGAGCUAUGGCUGCCACGACAGCAUCAGCGCCGUGGUGGUGCAGCUCAGUGUCACCGAGGACAGCUUCUGCUGCUGUGAGCUCAGCGCCAGCGGGACCGUGCCUCCACCCAGCCCUGGCAUCUUCCCUCCUUCCGUCAACAUGGUGAUCAAGGAUCGGCCUUCCGAUGGGCUGGGCGUGCCGUCCUCCAGCAGCGGCAUGGCUUCUGAGAUCAGCAGCGAGCUUUCCACCUCAGAGAUGAGCAGUGAGGUCGGGUCCACAGCCUCUGACGAGCCCCCUCCUGGAGCCCUGAAUGAGAGCAGCCCCGCCUGCCCCAGCGAGCAGCGCUGCAUGCUGCACCCGCUCUGUCUGUCCAACUCCUUCCAGCGCCAGCUGUCCAGCGCCACCUUCUCCAGCGCCUUCUCCGACAAUGGCCUUGACAGUGAUGACGAGGAACCCAUCGAGGGCGUCUUCACCAAUGGCAGCCGGGUGGAGGUGGAAGUGGACAUCCACUGCAGCCGGGCCAAGGAGAGGGAGAAACAGCAGCACCUGCUCCAGGUGCCAGCGGAGGCCAGCGACGAGGGCAUUGUCAUCAGCGCCAAUGAGGACGAGCCCGGUCUGCCCAGGAAGGCAGACUUUUCUGCUGUGGGGACCAUUGGGCGCCGGAGGCCUAAUGGCUCUGUCGCACCUCAGGAGAGGAGCCACAAUGUGAUAGAGGUGGCUGCAGAUGCACCUCUCCGAAAGCCAGGAGGCUAUUUUGCUGCCCCAGCUCAGCCGGAUCCUGACGAUCAGUUUAUCAUCCCUCCAGAGCUGGAAGAGGAAGUGAAAGAAAUCAUGAAACAUCACCAGGAGCAGCAGCAGCCACAGCCCCAGUUACAGCCGCCACCACAGCGGCACUACCAGGUGGACCAGCUGCCAGACUGUUACGACACACCACUAUGACCGGACUGGGCGCUAUUUCCAAAAUAAACUAACCAAGAAAGACUAUGUUGCAAGAGUCUCCCAGGCUCACAUUAAACCAGGGGUUUUACUCCACAUCCUUAUCCCUGACACUGUCCCCAGCCCGUCUUUGCAGCUAAUCUGUAGGUUCUCCUUCUGUUGGUUAUUUUUUUAAAUACCACUUUUCUUCCUAGUGAUGUUUUAUCAAUAUGAUUUAAAUUUGUUAACUUUUCCCCCUAACAUAUCAGAUAUGUAAAAACAAAGAAGAAAAGGUUUAAUAUAUUACAGAGAAACAGUUAAUGAUAAUGUAAUAUUUUUUAAAAUGGCUUUUUGUUUGGAAGACAGGG
Molecule: messenger RNA, 4667 nt
Organism: Otolemur garnettii (small-eared galago)
Lineage: Eukaryota; Metazoa; Chordata; Mammalia; Primates; Galagidae
Gene: PHLPP1
Product: PH domain and leucine rich repeat protein phosphatase 1
Exons: 17
Coding region: 529-4323 (1264 amino acids)
Molecular function (GO): protein binding
Source: RefSeq, a predicted model, not a curated record